AUGCAGGUGUUACAAUUUUUGUUGGCGGCUUUGGUCUCCUUGGUGGUGGCCGUACAGGGUUUGCAUUUCGACAUUGCAGCAUCUACAAGCCCAGAGUUGGUUUGUAUUCGUGAUUUCGUCACCGAAGGCCAAUUGGUUGUCGUGGACAUCCACUCCGAUGGUUCUGUUGGGGAUGGGCAGAAACUGAACCUUUUCGUUCGUGAUUCUGUUGGAAACGAGUACCGCAGAAAGAGGGACUUCGCUGGUGAAGUCCGUGUUGCCUUCACCGCCCCAUCCUCCACAGCAUUUGACGUUUGUUUGGAAAACGAGGCUCAAUACCGUGGCCGUUCUUUGAGCAGGGCUAUUGAACUAGACAUCGAGAGUGGUGCCGAAGCUCGUGAUUGGAACAGGAUCAGCGCUAAUGAAAAAUUGAAGCCUAUAGAAGUCGAGCUACGUAGAGUGGAAGAAAUCACCGACGAAAUCGUUGACGAAUUGGCCUACUUGAAAAACAGAGAAGAAAGAUUAAGGGACACUAAUGAAUCCACUAACAGAAGAGUAAGAAAUUUCUCCAUCUUGGUUAUCAUUGUCUUGGCAUCGCUAGGUGCUUGGCAACUCAAUUAUUUGAAAAACUACUUCAAAACAAAACAUAUCAUCUAA
Molecule: messenger RNA, 636 nt
Organism: Saccharomyces eubayanus
Lineage: Eukaryota; Fungi; Ascomycota; Saccharomycetes; Saccharomycetales; Saccharomycetaceae
Gene: ERV25
Product: Erv25p
Exons: 1
Coding region: 1-636 (211 amino acids)
Biological process (GO): intracellular protein transport; endoplasmic reticulum to Golgi vesicle-mediated transport; Golgi organization
Cellular component (GO): endoplasmic reticulum; Golgi apparatus; endoplasmic reticulum-Golgi intermediate compartment
Source: RefSeq, a predicted model, not a curated record